AUGCAUAUUUAAAGGAUUGCUAGAGAGAUCAUAAACAGAAGUAGUUUUUCUACAGCAGCAAUAAAUGAAGGGACAUUCUUAGAUUAAGUGAUGGCUUAUUUCAAUAAAGCAGCUGGACAUACAAAAAUAAGUCAAGAUAAAUUAGAGUAAUGAUUGUUAUUAAGAGUUUUUAGCUUUUACAAGAGUACUGAUAUAGUGAUAAAAUUUAAUCUACCAUUAGUAAGAGAUAAUGGAACAUAUAUUUGUGUAUUAGAUUGAGAUUAAAUUAUUAGGUACCUGCAUACAGAGCAUAGCAUAAGACUUAUAGAUUACCAACAAAAGGAGGAACAAGAUUGAGUCCACAUAUAAAUAUUGAAGAAGUAGAAGCAUUGUCAUUUUUGAUGACGUUAAAAAACUCUAUUUUGGAUUUACCAUAUGGUGGUGCAAAGGGUGGAAUUGGUAUAAACCCUCGUAAAUUUUCAAAAAGAGAAAUUGAGACAUUGAUGAGAAGAUAUACAUUAGAAUUAGCAAAGAAAAAUUUCAUUGGAGCAGCAAUAGAUGUUCCAGGACCAGAUUUGGGAGUAUAGAUAUUAAAUAAUUAAAGACAGGUGAAUAAGAGAUGAGUUGGAUGAAGGAUGCAUAUACAAAAUUCAAAGGACAUUAGGAUAUUAAUUCUGUUGGAUGUGUGACAGGAAAAGCAAUAACUUAAGGUGGAAUAUCUGGUAGAUAAGAGUCAACAGGAAUGGGAGUAAGUUAUUUAAAUAGAUUAUAGAUAUUCUUUGCUACUAGAGAAAUUCUUAAUGAUUUGAAGUAUUGUCAAUCUGUUGGAAUUGAGCCAAGUUUGAAAGGAAAAUCAAUAAUAAUUUAAGGAUAUGGAAAUGUAAAAUAAGUUGAUUUAUAAUUAAGGUCGGUUCAUUCUGUGCUAAAUAUAUGUAUGAUUAUGGUGCUAAAAUCAUUGGAGUAGCUGAACAUGAUGGAUCUAUAUACAAUUAAGAUGGAAUCAACCCAUAUGAAUUAGCAGCUCAUAAAACUAAGACAGGAGGAGUUAAAGGAUUUGUAAAUGCUUCUAAAUAUUGGGAAGAUGAAGCUGCAAUAUAUUAAUAAUGUGAUAUCUUUAUACCUGCUGCUUUCGAGAAAACUGUUAAUGCCAAUAAUGCUGAUAAAUUUAAUUGUAAAAUUAUUGCUGAAGGUGCUAAUGGACCUACUACUAUGGCAGCAGAAGAUAAAUUGUUAUCCAAAGGAGUUAUAUUCUUACCAGAUAUUUUACUUAAUGCUGGUGGUGUCACUGUUAGUUAUCUAGAAUGGCUAAAGAAUUUGAAACAUAUUAAUCCAGGAAGAAUGACAAGAAGAUGGGAGGAAUAAGCUAAACAUAGAAUUCUUGAAGUUAUUAAAAUGAGUACUGGUCUUAAUAUCAAUGUUAAGGAUAGUAAACUAGCUAAAAAGAUGUUAGAAGGUCCAUCCGAGGUAUAAUUUUUAUUUAAUUCUAAGACUGAUUUAGUUCACACUGCUCUAGAGUAAUCCAUGAUAGAGGCUGUCAAAAAUAUUAUGCUUACAUCAUAAGAAUAUAAAGUCAAUUUAAGAUUGGCAGCUUAUAUUAGUGCAAUUAAUAAAUUAAAUGAACAUUUUGAAAUGGCAGGAGUUGAAGCAUGAUUGUUUUAUAUACAAAAAUAUAUUCAUUAAAAUUU
This is a messenger RNA of Paramecium sonneborni, 1664 nucleotides long. The record is from the annotation of a GenBank genome assembly. Lineage: Eukaryota; Ciliophora; Oligohymenophorea; Peniculida; Parameciidae.